Messenger RNA from Rhopalosiphum padi (bird cherry-oat aphid), 3863 nucleotides. Its product is annotated as probable phospholipid-transporting ATPase IA. The record is from RefSeq and is a predicted model, not a curated record. Gene Ontology annotation, cellular component: plasma membrane. Gene Ontology annotation, molecular function: ATPase-coupled intramembrane lipid carrier activity; ATP binding; ATP hydrolysis activity. Lineage: Eukaryota; Metazoa; Arthropoda; Insecta; Hemiptera; Aphididae. The transcript has 20 exons. Gene Ontology annotation, biological process: phospholipid translocation. The coding region runs from base 122 to 3388 and encodes 1088 amino acids.
UUUACGUAAAUCUCAAUAUUUUUUUUUCGUUUAAUGUUUUUAGUUAGUAUUAAAAUCAACUGUAACUUAUACAAACUGUUUAUAUUUAAAUAAAAAAUAACUUUUUAUUUUUGAAUUUGAAAUGUUUAACUGGAGGACGAAAAAGCCAUCUCAAAAUGUACAGUACAAAUACUCCGGUCCCUAUUUGGGCAUGGACCAAUUGCGCCUAACAUACAAUUUUUGUUUAAGGUCAGUAUACCAAUUGCGCUCCUUAUCCUUUUGUUAUGUUUGUUUUUUAGAUUGUCACGGAGAUCAAGAAAAUAGACAAAAGUGUUUCAGAGUCAUACGAUUCAAUGACAAAGAACAAUUUAAGAAAAAAUCAAAUCGAGUCGUGACUGCUCGAUACGGAAUUUUAUCAUUUUUUCCACUUUUUUUCAUUGAACAAUUAAUAAAGUUCAGCAACCAGUAUUUUUUAUUUAUAUCUAUACUACAGCAAAUACCUGAUGCAUCUCCAGUGGGCCGAUUUACAACUAUAUUACCUUUGACAAUUAAGUUUGGAUUUUCGGCUAUAAAAUCAAUUAUUAAAGACCUAAUUGAUCAUAUUAAAGAUUAUAAAGUUAAUCAUAAAUAUGUGGAAGUGUUAAGAAAUGGUAUUUUAGUUCAAGAAAGAUGGAGUGAAAUCGGUAUAGGAGAUAUUAUUAAAGUUAAAAAUAAUAAUAUCUUUCCAGCAGACCUAGUACUACUUUCCUCCAGCGAACUGUAUGGAACUUGUCACAUAGAAACUACGCAUUUAGAUGGUGAAGAAAAUUUAAAAAUCAGACAAUGUGUUAAAGAAACAUCUCAUUGUAAAGAAUUAAAAGAUUUGAUUGGUUUAAAUGGAAUAAUUGAAUGUGAAUUGCCAAAUAAGUUACUUUAUAAUUUUUUAGGAAGACUGACAAUUAUGAAUAAAAAUCCUAUACCUUUAGGUAAUAAACAAUUUUUACUAAGAGGAUCAGUUCUGCGAAAUUCAAAAUGGAUCUAUGGAGUUGUGAUAUACAGCGGUCAUGAAACUAAAAUUAUGCUUAAUAAAUCUUUGCACUCUUUAAAAGAAUCAGCUGCAAUGGAAACAAUUCAAAACUCGUUACUAAAAACAGUUUUUCUAUUGAUUUUUUUACUGAGUAUUAUGUGUGCUUUAUGCUCAUUGUGGUGGACUAAAAACCAUACUAAUAAACAUUGGUACCUUGAACAAAGAGAUGUCAAUGCGUACACGUUUCUUUUACAAUCAAUCAGUUUUUUCGUUAUAUUUCAUAAUACAAUCCCCGUAUCACAUGUUUACAUUGAAGUAGUGCGUUUCUUACAGGCUUGGUUUAUUAAUAAUGACAUUGAUAUGUAUCACAAAGAAAGCAAUACACCUGCUAGGGUUAGAUCACAAAAUCUGAAUGUCGAAUUGGCAAAGGUAAAAUACAUUUUUUCCGAUAAAACUGGUACUUUGACUAAGAAUAUUAUGAAAUUAAAACAUUGUUCAAUUGCUGGAGAACUUUAUCCAGAAGGAUCUCAAAAUAAAAUGAUAAAUAACUCGAUCAAUCACUCUACCAAAAACUAUAUCUUGGAAUUUUUGAGAAUAAUGUCUAUCUGUCAUACAGUUAUACCAGAGAAGUCAAAACUGACGGAUGAAAUAGUGUACAACGCAUCGUCUCCUGAUGAACAAGCAUUAGUCAAUGGAUCUCAACAAUUUGGAUUUACAUUUCAUACUCGUUGUCCAACAUCAAUUACUAUUACUACAUUAUACGGAGAGGAGACUUAUGAAAUUUUAAAUAUAAUAGAAUUUACAAAUUCUAGGAAAAGAAUGUCAGUUAUUGUUCGGACACCUGAUGGUCAAAUAAAAUUAUUUUGCAAAGGUGCAGAUACCGGUAUCAUUAAACGCUUAUCAAAAUCUGGCGAAAAGUACAAAAACCAAACCUUGAUGCACUUAAAUGAUUUUGCCCGCUCUGGUUAUCGUACAUUAUGUUUUGCAUAUAAAAAUAUUUCUGAAAGCUUUUAUAAUAAGUGGAAAGAUGAAUAUCUCAAUGCAUCUGCCGUGUUAAUAGACCGAGAAAGUGCAAAAAAUAAGGUCGCUGAAAAAAUAGAAAAGAAACUGACGCUAAUUGGAGCGACUGCAAUUGAAAAUAAAUUACAAGACAACGUACCAAAAACUAUCCAAGCAUUAAUGUGUGCAGCAAUUAAAGUAUGGAUACUAACUGGAGAUAAAGAAGAAACAGCAAUAAAUAUUGGAUUAUCUACAACACUCAUUACACAAGAUAGCUCAAUAAUUAUUUUUAAUGAAUCAAAUUUAACGGAUCUCAGGCAUGCUAUAAAUCAAAAAAUGUAUAAUUUGGACCUUAAAGUUGAAACAAUAAAUUGUACAUUGAUAAUCUGUGGACGAUUUUUGAAGCACGCAUUGUCUAGUGAUCUUAAAAUGAAAUUUCUCAAAUUGUGCUUUAACUGUAAGUCUGUUAUCUGUUACAGAAUAUCGCCUACACAGAAAGCUGAGAUUGUUGAUCUCGUAACAAAAUAUACAAAUGAAGUAACCUUGGCUAUAGGUGAUGGAGCUAAUGAUGUGCCUAUGCUUCAUAAAGCUAGUAUCGGAGUCGGUGUAGUAGGAUUAGAUGGAUUACAAGCAUACAAUGCUUCAGACUACUCAAUUGGUCAAUUUAAUUAUUUAUUAAAAUUAUUGUUUGUGCAUGGCGCUUGGAAUUAUGAAAAGAUUACCAAAAUGGUUUAUUUUUAUCACUAUAAAACUGUUGUUUUUAAUUCAUUGCAAUUAUGGUUUGCCAUUUAUUCUGGAUGGUCUGGUCAAGUACUAUUCGAUAGAUGGAAUAUUUUCACGUACAAAUCAUUAUUUACAGUUUCACUACCGAUUGUAAUGGGACUAUUUCUAACUUCAUGCUCGACAGAAACAAGAUUAAAAUGUCCACAGUUGUACUAUAAAACUCAAAAUGUAUUUAGUUUUAAAAUGUUUUGGAUAUGGAUAGUUAAUGCUUUAUUUCACUCAAUAUUCUUAUUUUGGAUAUGUUUAUUCAUCAUGAAGCAUGAAGUUAUAUGGAUCAAAGGGAGAGUAGGCGAUUAUUCAGUAUUCGGAAACGUCAUAUACACUUGUACGUUGGUCAUUGUGUGUUUCAAGGCAGGUUUACAUAUUCAGUCAUGGUCUUUUAUUGUACACUUAGCUAUAGGGGUAUCAAUACUACUAUGGAUAUCAUUCAUAAUAAUUUAUGACGAAUUAAAGAACAUGUUAAUGCAUUUUACUGUGUUCAUCAAUAUAAAUGAAAUCAUAUUUAGAUCGCCAAUCUUUUGGAUUACAAUACUAUUUACUACGAGUGUAGUUCUAUUACUCGAUAUUAUAAUUAUAACAAUUCAACGGACUCUAAGCAAUGAUAUGACAAAUAACGAUUAAGAAAAAUGGAAUUUUAGAAAAAUAAUGUGAUACCAGCUACAUAAUAAAUAAAAUUUCAUAACUGUAUUGAAAUAGACCUAUUAGUAAUUAUAUGUUUAAAUCAAUUGAAAAUAUACGAUUAUGUAUGAAGUAAGCAAUUUACUAAUUUUUAAGAAUACUUUACACUACUUUCUAUGAACUUUUAUAUAAAAUUAUUUACCUAUUAAUUGACCUAUUUGUUAAAAGUUCUUGGGUAAUAAACUGAUAACUAAUAAGUAAUAACUAGGUAUAUUAUGGUUUUUCAAUAUCGAUAUAGAUUUCCAGAGCGCUGUAUAUUAUUUAUACUAUUUUGAUUGGAUAUAUAUUGCAUAUUAUUCUUUUUAUCACAUAUUUUUAUGUAGAUAUACGAGUAUGUUCAAUUUUGAUCUUUACUUUGAUACUAUAAUAGUAAAUAAUAAUAUUUUAAUCGGAUAUAAUAAAAUUAACUGUUAAACUA